UUGUAUCCUGCAACUGAUGGUAAAGAACAUAUUAGUAAUUGUUGGUUCAUCUUGCUUAAGUUCAAGAAAACUCUGAAAUGGAAAACGUUGAAGCCAAGCACAUCCAUAACUCAACUCUUAAAACCCAUAAACUUUCCUUUAUGGCCCAAAUUUGCUUGAGGCUUUUGGCCACCGUAGCCACCCUUGCUGCAGCAUGGAUUAUCCUCACUAGCAAGCAAACUGUUGCGGUUUUUGGGAUGGUUGUUGAUGCACGUUAUAGCUACUCUCCAGCAUUCAAAUUCUUCGCGUAUGCCAAUGUCAUCGUGUGUGCAGUCUCGGCUUUAUCCUUGCUUCUUCUCCUCGUCAUUAGUUACAAAUCUCUGGUUGGAAUGAAGUUUUUCUACUUUUUCCUCCAUGAUUUGAUGGUGGUUACCCUACUGAUGGCCGGAUGUGCAGCAGCAACUGCAAUUGGAUACGUUGGACAACAUGGGAACAGCCAUACUGGUUGGAUGCCAAUCUGUGACAACUUUGGCAAAUUCUGUAGAAAAGUUGCUAUUUCUGUGGCACUCUCCUACUUUGGUGUCAUGGUGUAUCUCCUCCUCACAAUCAUAUCAGCUGUGAAUUCUAGGUGGAUUCAAGUUUGAAGUUCUUAGUACUUGUAAUAGUUGAAGAAGAUAAUAUGUUUCGUGUGAUUUAUGUUGCUGAUGUCCAGGAUCAAUGCUGUAGGAGUUGUGUAAUUUCAGUUUGUUUGCCAGCAAAAUGCUUCUGUAUCUUUUGUCUCUCUUCUACUUAUGGGAACAAAAAUGUGAA
Coffea eugenioides is the source of this 789-nucleotide messenger RNA. RefSeq names its product CASP-like protein 1F1. Lineage: Eukaryota; Viridiplantae; Streptophyta; Magnoliopsida; Gentianales; Rubiaceae. The transcript is spliced from 3 exons. The record is from RefSeq and is a predicted model, not a curated record. Bases 78 to 623 code for a protein of 181 amino acids.